Messenger RNA from Hylaeus volcanicus, 4987 nucleotides. RefSeq names its product UDP-glycosyltransferase UGT5-like. Bases 883 to 2442 code for a protein of 519 amino acids. Gene Ontology annotation, molecular function: UDP-glycosyltransferase activity. The transcript is spliced from 5 exons. NCBI's taxonomy places the organism in Eukaryota, Metazoa, Arthropoda, Insecta, Hymenoptera, Colletidae. The record is from RefSeq and is a predicted model, not a curated record.
UACACGGUUUGGACACGUAAACACAGCAUGUUAGACAUAAUACAAUACAAUUUUCGAUCUCUCGUGACGCAUAGUAGACGGUCCACGUCAACAUUGACAAUUCUACUCUUCCCUUCGAGUCAAACUUGACCAGUCAGCCCAAACGCGUUACAGACACUUUUCUAUCGUCUGGAAUCAAGGGUCAACCAAUACACAACGAAACGUUACGAAAAUUUCAUUCUCUUCGUUAAAUACCGUGACGUCGAGUAUCCUAUCGUGACGAACGUUGGAAGGUCGAAUUUAUCUAUGAGAAUCCAAGCUCAGCACGAGCGCAGUAUCAAAUGUAACGUGAUAGGUUUUAGAGCCUGCAACAAUCUUGUAGGUUAUCAAAGCAAGUGAUGGUCGCGAUAACUUUAGAGUAAACGCUGAAAUGGUCACUCGAUCCAAGUAGAUCGUAAGAUCGCAGUCGUUCUUUACUUCCCUCGGCGAGAGGUAGGCUCCGCAGGUAAACCUAGUGCCAAAUCUGUGCUUAAAAGACUUUCUGUCUAAAUCGUAGAAAAUAGACGGAGAAUAAGGAGAACUGUGCCCAAGUUCUUCUGUUUAAAUUGUAAAAACGAAGGGAGAAUAAAGAGGACUGUGCCCAAGUUCUUCUGUCUAAAUUGUAGAAAAUAGGGGGAGAAUAAAGAAGACUCUGUCCGAGUCCUUCUGUCUAAAUCAGAGAAACAACAAGAAGAAUAAAAAGGACUCUACCCAAGUCCUCCUGUUUAAAUAAAAGAAAAGUGUCCCACGAACUCGAUGUGUUUCCAAUUUACCUAAAUCGAAGCCGAGUUCGCGCCGCGUGAAGUCGUUACGCGGCAGUUAAACGCGAUCUCUAAGGUGAAUUCGUACUAAAGGAUCUCGAAGAUGAAACUAUUAACGACGAUAGGGCUUUUGGUGACGAUAUCGAUGUGCCAUGGGUAUCGAAUAUUGGGAUUGUAUCCAUUCCCCGGGAAGAGUCAUUUCGUGAUGUUCGAACCAAUGAUGAAGGGUCUGGUUAAAAGGGGCCACCAGAUGGACGUGAUAAGCCCGUUUCCAUUGAAGAAACCGUUCCCGAAUUACACGGACUUGGUUACGCUGGAAGGUAUCAGGCAGUUCAUGAACAACAUGACGUAUAGCGAAGCAAUGUCAUUAAGAAAUUUACCGGUCAGUACCUCCGUGGCCACGCUGGCUGGAAACGACGUCUGUGACUAUUUGAAGGAUCCAAGGAUACGAAAGCUCGCGAGGAACCCGCCCAAGGACCCACCUUACGACUUGGUCAUCGUGGAGAUAUUUGGAGCUCACUGUUUCGCGGCACUCGGCUACCUAUUGAAAGUGCCCAUAGUGGGCGUGAGUUCGUCGGUUCUUUACCCAUGGAGCAACGACAUAAUCGCCAAUCCCGAGAACCUGGCGUACGUGCCAAACAAUCUCCUCGACUACUCUUCCCACAUGAACUUCUGGGAAAGAACGCACAAUUUCGUCCACACCCUGUACAAUAAGUGGAACUUCAAUUAUAUCACGCAGGAGCAGAACGAGAUCAUUAGGAAGUACCUUGGUCCCGGUAUACCGGACAUUAGGGAGCUGGAGAGGAGCGUCUCGAUGAUUCUCGCCAAUUCUCACAUAUCCAUGAACGGUAUAAGGGCUAUGACGCCCGCGUUAAUCGAAGUGGGAGGAUUGCACGUUCAGGAAGAGGGGGUGGAACUACCACCUAGCCUCGAAAAGUGGAUGAACGAAAGCACCCAUGGAUUCGUCUACUUCACAUUUGGCUCGAUGGUGAAGAUCGAAUCCUUCCCACAGAAGUAUCUUGAUAUAUUCUACAAUUCUUUAGGGAAGAUAGCACCCGUUCGAGUUCUGAUGAAAAUUCCGAAUCCGAGCGAACUGCCGCCUGGCUUGCCGAAAAACGUUCAUACGUUGCCAUGGAUUCCGCAGGUCAAAGUUCUGAAGCAUCCAAACAUAAAAGCAUUCAUCACUCAUGGGGGUCUUAUGGGGACCCAGGAAGCAAUUCACUAUGGCGUCCCACUGGUCGGUAUACCACUGUUUGCUGAUCAAUUUAUCAAUAUCAACAGCUACGUUCGGAACAAGAUUGCUGUAGGAUUAGACCUUAAUACCCUAACCCAGGAGAAAAUGGACCAGGCUCUGCAUGCCAUUCUACACGAUCCCAUAUACCGGGAAACGGUGAAGAAAGUAUCUGCCAAGUUCUUAGACCGACCAUUGAGCGCCAUGGACACCGCGAUUUACUGGAUCGAAUACAUCAUCAAACACGGUCCAGAUGCACUCAGAUCGCCUGCUAUGGAUCUGACAUGGUAUCAGGUGGCGUCGCUGGACGUUGCUGCAUUCCUCCUACUUGUUGCGCUUCUAGCAGUGGUCGUCCUGAUAACGGCGCUGCGGUUCAUCUACAAAUUAGUGAGCCCAACUGAACAAGUGUCGCGCGCGAAGAAAGUCUCAUAAACACUUCCAUUUUUCUAUCUUGAUGCACCGAGAUAUCGAUCGAAUAUCUUUGAUGGUUUCCUUAGACUCUAGGUUUCGUUAUUUAAAUUUUACUUAAAACUUAGAAAGGAAGAACGGACGAGUAAUUAUUACCUUCCGGGGGUAAGCUAUGUCGAAUUUGUUUACUCCAACCAUUGAAAGGUUUGAAUUCAACCUGAUUUGCCUUUGAAGUAUAGAUUUGUAUACUUUUAAUAUUCUUUUAAUAUCACAGCAGUGCUUUCCAACGAGUGUGACGUGACACGUUCACGCCAGGACGAAAGUGGGUGCGUGUGUACCGCGAAAAAAUUUAUAAUGAAUUUAACGAAACAACUUUACUUGCUAACGAGCGAGCGCUGCUUUCAAAUUGUAAAGAUUCAUUUAUAAUUUUAAUGUAAAGCGGAUGGCUGCAAUUUUAUUUAUUAUUCGUUUCGAAAAAGUGUGCCGUAUAUAUGUUAGCCUCUAUCUGAAAUAGAGUGGGAAGCAAUAAAUCAAAGAACGUACGAGGCACGUACCAUUUUUAAAAACAAAAAGAAAUGGAGUGGGUGCCUCUGCUAAGAUAAGUUCCAAUCGUUAUAUGCAAUGCAAGAAAGAAUCUGCAAAGAGCUAAGAUCCUCGGUGUUCAUCUGCGUAUUCGUCUAGUACAAUUUUUUAACAUAAAUACGUUUUAAAUAUAUUAAAUAAGAUACUAAGCGUGUUCCUGACUAUAGGCCUUGUAAAUUUUAACUUUAACUUCGAGUAUGUUAUUAAUUAUUAUCUGUCGUCACGUGCGACACGCGACGUUAAAAUGAACAAUUUUCUUAAAGAUAAGAUUGUGUUUCUGUUCCAAGAUAUCAAUACAGAAAUAAAUAAUUACAGCGAAGAAAAUGUGUACAUAACUAAUGUUCAGGAGAGGAUCGCUAAUACCUUCGACGAUGAUAAGUCUAAUAAACAUCUGUCUUUUUUCGAGUGCGAUGUAAUUGUUGUUGGAUAUUGAAAGUAAAUUUUUCGAGGAAGGUAAAAAGAAACUUAUACGACUUACUGUCACGUACCGAGUGAUUGAUAAGAACGUAUUAGACCUGCAAUCUUACUUCGUAUCGUGUCGUAUAAUUGGUGCUUCACUUUACUUCAUUACGUAAAUAAAUAUAUAUGUCUACCUCGUAUUGCCUUCACGUUCAGAUAAUAAUAUCAAAUGUUCGUUUAAAUUGUAAUUAUUAGACUGCGAAUGUUUAUGCGUGUAUCCCGUACAAUAACAUAGAAAACAUAUAUAAAAUAUAUCUACGUAAUGUAUGUUGAAUAUAUGUACACUACAAUUAAUAUAAUUAUAUCGUAAUUUCAUAUCGCGUAAGUGCACACACCUUUCGGUUACGUUUAACAUGUGUUUAUUACAUUCGUUUACAUCAUAAACGCAUCAAAUACGCAGUCUAGUAAUAGUGCGUGGAAAUUUAAUAGAAAAAAAGAUACCAUGACCAAAACUAGACAUUCGCGACAUUUCACAAACGAUUAUUAUUAGAACGAAACUGAAGUAUGAGUUAAUAAAAGCCGGGUAGUGUCCGCCAUCUUUUAUAAUCUUAUCAAAUUUAGUCACUCCGCAGCUGUUGCCAAUUUGGAAGCAGCCGAUUUAAAAAAUUCAACGUUCUGUUUAAAAAAAUGUCGCGCACCCGACGAAUUGCGCUCGGUUUUAUAUCAAGGAGCGUUUUUCUCUUCUUUUUUUUUUUAUGACAAUGCAAAAUACGUACAGCCUGCUUCGGACAGACCGUCAUAACUGUAUCUGUCUCUCUGAUCUGACACGUGUCGCAUCGAGCUCGUAUCCGCUCGGUGCAUUUUCCACUCGUGAAAAGGACAGUCCGGGAAAAAUCAACGUCAGCGCGCAACUUCGGAAAAAUUCGCUUCAGCCAACGGUGCGAAACGAGUUUCAACUUUUCAAUUUUCCACGGCACAGCCGACGGCAAUUUACGAUUCGCCUGCCGCCGGCCAAUGAAACGGAACGGAUCCCCCGACAGCGAAGCGCUCGUGAAACGAAGAUGAAAACGUACAAAAAAUCAUCGUCCCAUCGGAAGUUUAUCGCGCCUGAUCUUCGCACCGUCACAAUUCGCGUGAAUGAACCAAUCGAGUCGUCGAGCUUCUCGCGCCUUCGUGGCUCGAUCGUUCAAAUUAAUAUUUCGAACGCGUCUUUAGAUAGUUUAAUGGUAAGAGCCAGUUGAAAUAGUGAUAAUUUUAUUUACGUCAUUUUGACAUGAAAACGACCCCUUUUUUUCAUGAAAGUAUAAUAAAAAUCACGAGGACCAUUUUUUGGCAGCCAGUCGUUAGUUUAAUACAACGACAACAAAAAGAAAAUGAGGUUACGUCUGAUAAGUUUUUUUUUUACUGAAAGGAAGGAAAUAUCGAAACAAGAUUUUCCCAUAACAUUAAGUAAGACUAGAACAACUUACUUGUAUUCUUUUCAUUGGCAAUUGUUUUGCAAUUGAGCAUUACUUUUGUUAAAUAUGUUUUUAUCCUUCCUCGUGGAAGUACAUGAAAUGAAAGAAAUAAAGCAUCCGUUAAAACAAUU